CUUUUAAAGAAUAAUUUUCAUAAGUGUAGUAUGAAGGAAACGACGUUGUGAUAUUGUAGCCCUCGUUAAAUGGUUAUUUUUGUAAGCCUUGCGAAUCCGGCCUGGACGGGUGUGACUUAACAUUUAAGGUGGUAGAACUUUCCUGGAGCAAUUAUAAGGAUAUUCUAAGAAGAUGGAAAACAGAAGUACGGGUUUAAGCGAAAGCGGGGCAAAUGAUUUGCCUCUACCUCUUAACAAAAUGCCAGAAUGCUGGAAGGAUGACGAGAGAAUGAACGUACUGUUUGCACAGUUUCGAAACCGCGUUGCGAAUAUUCAAGAUUGGGACUCAAAGUUCUCAUUUUGGAAAGGACUGAUAUGGGACUGGCUCUCUUACACUAUGAGAUGUAGUUUUUCGAUCUAUGAUUUAAGUACUGCGUUCAAGAGGAAUGACAGAGUACCGCUAUGUCUGCCAUCUGUCAUGCAAGAACUUUACAAGAACAGAGAAAUUGUUCUUGAAGAUGACUUUAUAAAAGACUGUAACGAGUCCUGGACCAAUUGGGCCGUGAACAAACUCAAAGGACCGGUAACUUGGUUCUACAACAAGACAGUAGGUUUGGCGUCCAACGAUACAAUAAAUAAAGAAGUUAAAUAUGUACACCUGAGAAUGGUAAAAAAAUUGGGUGAUAUAAUACUAUCCACAAUCGACGAUAAGAAAGAGACCAGCAUUUUACCUAUUGGUGACAUCGUUAAAAAUUGUGUACAAAAAACAGAUAAUAAAAAUUUAACAAAAGACAGUGUUAAAUUAGCUUUAAUUUGGUUGAAAAGCAUUAGAAAAGCUGCAUACCGAAAUAAUUCAGAAUUAAUGGAUCCAAAUUUGAUUGUCAAGUUAUCCUUAUAUGGCAUAGAUGGGUUUACCGAAGUCGAAGAGGGUCUGUACAAACUGACUAGGCAGGAGGAACUUUUAAUAAAAGACUUAGAGCAGCUGGAAGAUACUAGGAAUGAUAUCACAAAAAAAGCAAAGAGCUCUUUGACAAAAGGAUUGCGAGAAGUAGCAAGAAGCUGGCUUAGGAAACGAAAAGAAAUAGAGAAGAGGAUGGCAAAACGUUCACAGACAUUGAACAGUGUCCAAACGUUAAUAGCUAGAAUUCAUGAUGCUCGUACAGAUGCAGAAAUUGUGGAUGCUUUCAGAGACGGUUGCAAGAUUUUACAAACUGUUAAAGAAAGUGGAUUAUCGGAUGAUCACAUCAAAAACACAAUGGACAACAUUUCCGAAGUCCUAGAAGAUUUAAGUGACAUUCAAGAUGAAAUAUCCAAACCACUGUCGAGUCCUGAUUACGACGAGGACUUAGAAAACGAAUUAGCCGAAUUACUGUUUGUCGACGAGAUUUCCUCCAAAUUUACUGGACCACCUCCACCAGAUAUUUCAACUCGACGUGUAUCGGUAUUGCCUGACCUACCAGAUGAAUUCGUAGAUAAGCCUAAACCUCGAAGAGGACCAACCGAGAUACCGAAUCUCCCAGAAGAUUUGAAGGCUUUAAAUAUUCAAGAUUCAGUGUUUUCUAGCUAUAAAAAGCAGCCUUUGAAAUCACACCAGUCCUAGCGAAUCGAUAGUCGACGUCAGCUCACUCAUAUGGUCCUAGCUUUUACAAAUCCUUACCUACUCUAACUUUUCCCAUUCGACUCCGGCAAUAUUAAACCUCUUUUAUUAUUCGUAACAGCAUUGUUUAGUUUAACAUCGUUCCAUUAUCGAGCGAGUCGUCAAAGCUACAAUUGAAGUAAUCUCGUGCUGAAUGAAUUACGUCAAUGUUAUGUAAAUGUACAAAUAAUUACACCUUAUCAUCCGCCACGCGACGAAACGAAACGUCGACAAUAAAGGACCUCGACACAAA
Molecule: messenger RNA, 1868 nt
Organism: Orussus abietinus
Lineage: Eukaryota; Metazoa; Arthropoda; Insecta; Hymenoptera; Orussidae
Product: charged multivesicular body protein 7
Exons: 5
Coding region: 173-1579 (468 amino acids)
Biological process (GO): late endosome to vacuole transport via multivesicular body sorting pathway; vesicle budding from membrane
Cellular component (GO): ESCRT III complex; multivesicular body; cytoplasmic side of plasma membrane
Source: RefSeq, a predicted model, not a curated record